Molecule: messenger RNA, 592 nt
Organism: Plutella xylostella (diamondback moth)
Lineage: Eukaryota; Metazoa; Arthropoda; Insecta; Lepidoptera; Plutellidae
Gene: SmD1
Product: small ribonucleoprotein particle protein SmD1
Biological process (GO): spliceosomal snRNP assembly; RNA processing
Molecular function (GO): RNA binding
Source: RefSeq, a predicted model, not a curated record
CAACAUUAAAAACAACCGCCACCGCCAUUGUUAUUUGAGGUUUUGAGGUUAGCUUCUGCUGAAAUAAAAAGGACGCCGGUGUGUUGUUUUACCAAAUAACUAGUCAAUAAAUCCACAAACAUGAAGUUAGUGAGGUUUUUAAUGAAACUCAGUCACGAGACUGUGACUAUCGAGCUGAAAAACGGCAGUGUCAUCCACGGCACGAUCACCGGUGUUGAUGUUGCUAUGAACACACAUUUGAAAGCGGUCAAAAUAACGCUGAAGAACAGAGAACCGAUAUCUUUGGAGACGUUGAGCAUCCGCGGGAACAACAUACGUUACUACAUCCUGCCAGACAGCUUGCCGCUGGAGACGUUAUUGAUAGACGACGCUCCUAAAGGCCGAGGAAAGCGUGAAGGAUUCUCGAGAGGAGGUGGUGGCGGAAGCCGCGGAGGACGCGGGCGGGGGCGCGGCGGCCGCGGCGGGCCCAGGGGAGGCCGUGGGGGCCGCGGCAGGGGCCGCCGAUAAGUUCAGUUCUAAGUUAGUUUUAUUGUAAGGUCCAAACUUUCAUUGUGAUGAGAUGAUGAGUGUUUAAUUAUAAGUAUUCCACUUA